Molecule: messenger RNA, 2442 nt
Organism: Drosophila obscura
Lineage: Eukaryota; Metazoa; Arthropoda; Insecta; Diptera; Drosophilidae
Exons: 3
Coding region: 1553-2329 (258 amino acids)
Source: RefSeq, a predicted model, not a curated record
CACCUAUGAAGAGACGAAACAGGCGUAGUCCCGCUUCUCUUUCGGAUUGUCAAGCGGCCGUCAAUCCGAGCGGAGCCUCUGGAAGAAGCGCCAGCACCAAGAUGUCUCGUCGGCGGCCAAAAAGUUCCACAUUUCAAGUCUUUCGUGCUGGUGGUCCCAGCACCAGUCGAGCCGCCAGCAAUUCUUCAGAUGGCAGCCACAGCGAUUCCACAAUUUGCACAUCUAUUGCGAAUCAGAAUAGCAUGUGCUACAUGCAUAACGAUAUGGGCAAUCGUCGGAGGAGUCCGCUUUCGCCGCAGGAGACGGUGGCCAAAAAUCGCGACAAUAUACACAGACUCGAGACGAUCGUCGUGAGCCAAGAGAUUCGCAUUUGCGCCUUGGAAAAGAACUUCCACGAUAUUUGUAAUGCGAUAAUACCGCAGAAGGCCCACAAAUAUGCAAGUCGCCCCACCUCGGCUGCAUCAGAUUCUGAUGGCAAUGCCAGAGGCAGAAUCAACGAUUCUCCAUCUACUUCUCACGCAGCUAAGCAUCGCCGUAGCCGACAUAUCUAGCAACACAAAGGGGCAAAGAAAAGCGAAUUAAAAACAAACUUAAAAGGGACUAGUCCGGCUGAGCUCUUGUGCAACUUUGAAUCAAGAUUAUCCCAUGAGUCCCCUUCACCAUCCAAAGAAAGUCUUAAACCAGCUGAACGUGCGAGUUGCGUGCGAGUUUCUGCAACCGAACUUUUUACUUUACGAUCCUUGUCCGCUUGAUGUUGCUUACACCCUUUACAGAAGCGCCCAAAAAAAAGUUAGCACUCUAAACGCGUUUACUCAUAUUUAAGAUAGCAACGGGCAGCAAGAGCUGAAAGAGGAGGAGAAGCAUAAGCCAGAUUAAGUCUAUGGCCACGCAGAAACCGCAAAUACCCUCCCAAAGAGCACGGCGCGGACGCAUUCAAAAAGCACUCACAGCAGCCAAAAGUAGGGCCUAAUGGAUCCAUAAGACCUGCAGCCAGUAACAACAUAAUUCCGAGAAAUACAAAAUGCAUUUGAAUAGAGGAUGCAUAUUGCAAUGCAUUGCGCUGCUGAUGACUCUAAAUCCUGAUGUUAAUUUGGCACCCGGCCCCAUCUCCAUUCUAAAAAGAAGUCCCCCAGCCAUAAGGCCGAAUUCAACAGAAUUUAAAAUUUUCUAUAAACCUGCUAACUGGCUGCUCGUGGUCUCAGCACAGUCCACUGAACAAGGCGCCACAUCAAUAAGAAUAUUUAAUAUUGCUAAUUGCAUUAUGCAGACACUAAGCAGUCGAUUGAUCGUUUGGGGAAAACGCGUGGCCAGCUGACAGAGAAAACCCCCAGCCAGCCACAUGAACUUGUGAGCCAGCAAGAGCUGCAUGCGGCUUAGUGGGCGAUAAGGCGAUACACAAUAAGCGAUUCCAUCGAUAUGCAAUCAGUCAUAAGACUUGGAAGCUCCCGACGAACAUGAACCUAUUAUGUAGAUAAGAAUUCGAGCUAUAAAAGAGACCCGACGCGGUCAUUAACCAUUCACAGUCUACCCACCAACAUAGUGAGCAAUCGAAAUGGCUUCCCAACUCUUCCUUGUGGCCCUCCUGGGCAUCGCCCUAGUGAGCGCUACACCAGUGCCCCAGCAGGCUGGCAGUGCUAAUUUCUCCUCGGCAAUGGCCCGUUACUUGGAGGCCUUCAGGAGCAUUAUGCCUGCGGCUAUGCCCCCCGACAUCCCCGUGCUUGCUCCUAUUAUUAAUACCUUCACCGGCUACAACAUCUCCACCGACGACUACAGCCUAGUUGGAAAUACCAGCAACAUCCGUAUCGAGGGCCUGAACAACUUCAAGAUUCUGAGUGCCAGCGACUACGGCACCACCGGCGAGGCAGCCUACGACGUGAUCUUCCCCAAGAUCCAGAUUCUGGGAUCUUCCGAGGUCGAGGGUUGGAUCAACUUUGGCGGCUUCCAUCUGCCCAUCCGCCAGCGCGCUGUGAUCAAUGAGGCCUUUGUGGAUCUGCGCUUUGUGGGCAGCUACUCUUUUGCCAAUAGCCUGACCAACUCCUCGGGUCUGCGCAUCGUCGACUUCAAGCUGGCCAUCUAUCUGGCCGACGUUCAGUUGGACAACUGGAACACGCUGUGGAACAUCUCCACCAACAACUUCUGGAACCGCUAUAGCAAGCUCUUCCUUUCUCUUGGUCUGGAGGAGAUCCAGCCACAGAUCACCGACUACUUGUACCAGAACCUGCUCGUGCCGAAGAUCAAUGAGAUUCUCGCCAACGUUAGCAUGGAGGAAUUGGUCAACUACUACCAGUCGCAGGCCCAGCUCUGGGAGAAUGCCAACUGCCACGCUUAGAUAUCUCCCUUAUAUCAAUCAUAUAAAUAUAAAUGAGCAAUUCAAAGCAGCAAUUAAACUUUCUUUCUCCAUUUAAUAAAGUAAAGUAAAGGCCAGUCCAACUUCAACUUCUA